UUUUUUUUUUUUAUUAUUGGCUUUUAUUUCACAUUUUCAUACAAAUAUUUAAACAUGGCUGCAAGACAACCACAACAAGGAAAAACAUAUCAAUUCAAGUUGGUUCUUUUGGGCGAAUCUGCUGUAGGAAAAUCAAGUUUGGUUAUGCGUUUUGUCAAGGACCAUUUUGAUGAAUACCGAGAGAGUACCAUUGGAGCCGCUUUCUUGGCACAGACCGUUUCUUUAGAUGAUAACACCAUUGUGAAAUUUGAGAUUUGGGAUACUGCAGGUCAGGAACGUUACAAGAGUUUAGCACCCAUGUAUUACCGUAAUGCCAAUUGUGCAGUUGUUGUUUAUGAUAUCACUCAGACCUCUUCUUUGGAAAAAGCAAAGGCUUGGGUUAACGAAUUACAACGCCAGGCUGAUCCUAAUAUUGUUAUUGCUUUAGCGGGAAAUAAGUCUGAUUUAGAGGCAAGAAGAGCUAUUGAGACAAAGACUGCCCAAGAGUAUGCCGAUGAAUGUGGAUUAUUAUUCUUUGAGACCUCAGCAAAGACAGCUCAUAAUGUAAAUGAACUCUUUACCGAAAUUGCAAAACGUAUGCCUCUUGACCAAUUAGCCAACAACACUCGUAAGCGAGGUGGAUUAAACACACAAGGCGUUGAUUUGGAUAACAGUAAUGCUGAAAAUGCAAAUGGAUGUGCUUGUUAAGGGCUCUGAUUUUUUUUUUUUUUGUUUUUUUUUAUAACUGAGUGUAUUUUGUUACCCAUCUUUCCUUCCCACCACUACCACCACCACCUCUCUUUUUUUUUCUUUUUU
This is a messenger RNA of Mucor mucedo, 795 nucleotides long. Its product is annotated as ras family-domain-containing protein. The transcript has 8 exons. Lineage: Eukaryota; Fungi; Mucoromycota; Mucoromycetes; Mucorales; Mucoraceae. The record is from RefSeq and is a predicted model, not a curated record. The coding region runs from base 55 to 687 and encodes 210 amino acids. Gene Ontology annotation, molecular function: GTP binding; GTPase activity.